UCGAGUAUCGGAUCGGCCUGGCCUCACGUUGACCCGUUUCCCUUGGCGCUCAGCGCCCGUCGCAAAUAAAGUUACAAACAUUGUUGAAUAAAAUAUCCGCAAGAGAAAAUAAACCUCGCCAGACAACAUCGAUUACUCACCGACAUCUGCCCAACGAAAAUAUUCUACGAAUAAUUCGAAUAAUAAUGACGAGGAAGAGAAAAUGGGGAAAUUGAAUUGUCCAAUUUGAUUGACAAGAGAACAACAUUUCCCCGGUGUAAUGUUGACAUUACAUAACAGCCCAUAAAUUCCUGAAAUGUUCAAAUAACUGGCGGCGGGUUUAUUUUUGUUAUGCCAGCGCGCCAAUUCCCUCGCCGUUCCGUCUCUGAGUAGAGCGUUUGGUGCCUGGAAAAUAUAUCUCGGCGAGCGAAGGAAAAACAAUGAUCCAAUAACAAACAUAAACUAUGAUUCCAUUUUCUUGUUUUCGGGACAACCGACGGCGGAGAAUUUAUCGAACUCCACGUGUGUUAUUCAAUUGAUUUGAUUCCACCGAUUCCGGAACUAAAUCGUGGGGUUGGAUCGUUCGAGACUCUUGAUACUCUCGCGCUGUUGCAAUUUGCCAGAGGGCUUUCAAUUUAAUUCCUCCGAGGGAGAAAAAUCUCAGGGCCGAACUUUCGAAGUAUCCGGGGUUACGACAGAACUCCUUUGCCAUUCAUCCUGUUCACCGUUGUCUGCCUGAGAAAUCAAUCACAUUCGGCCGGAAUAAAAGGCUCACAUAGAAUUCAUCCGUGCGUCAAGUCUGGAAUGCUCGAGAAAUUCAAUCGGAAUGAAAGAGUUUGACGAGUGACAAUGGAUAAGCUCGGAUGGCCUGCACAACGCGACAACAAUAAUAUUCAAAAGCCCAGCAGGAUGCCGGAAUAUCAGUAAAUCCGAGCAGAAAUUCACGAAAGCCAUAAAGGACAGAAAUAAAGAAAAAAACUGUGGUGAUCGCCAAUCUGAAAGCACUCGUCACAAUGGGGACCCAUGAUAAAGGAGAUGCUGAUAUAACGUGCAUCAAGGAGGACAGCACACGUGACGAUCGGGACGCUGCAUGCCGAGAGCAGAUGGCCCAAUCGCAGCCGACCACGCACACAGACAGAGUCUUCAAGAGAUAUCUUCCAAACAACAAGCUCCGUCUCUACAUCAUCAAUCGGGAUUUAGUCGUUACUGGAGGUAAAAUCGAUAAACUGCUGGGUGUGAUAGUCGUCGAGCCUGAUUAUGUUCGCGACAAGAGGGUGUACGCACAAAUAACUUUGACUGCUCGCCUGAGCCGGGAGGAGGAGGAGGUAAUGGGGGUUAAAUUUUGCAACGAAAUACCGUUUUGCUUCACUCAACUGUAUCCACCGUAUUCCCAUGACGAUCAGCCUGAAGCUAUGACACCAGUCCAGGAAGCGCUCAUCAGGAGUCGAGGGCCCAAUGCCUAUCCAUUUUCAGUGGAAGUGCCAGCAGUCGCACCGCCAUCCAUUCGCCUACGUCCCCCUCAAAAAUACAACGGGGCACCACUUGGUACGAGCUACGAAUUCAAAGCCUGGGUUGCUGAACGUGCAGAUCAGAGGCAUGACGACAGUUCCACUGUACGAAUGGGUAUAACUGUGAUACAGCGGGGUCUUCCGACCCCUCGACCCAUUAGUAAGCUCUGCGAAAGUACGACGCGUAUGGCGGAAUCGACUCUCUCAUCACGUGCAUUGGAGGAGCCAGCAGUUCCCACCGCAGCUGUGAAAAGGCGUCUGCUGUUGACUGAAGGUUCAAUCAGACUAGAGGCGCGAUUGGAUCGCGCCAUUUAUGCCCAUGGGGAUUCAAUAUCCGUUCAUGUCUAUAUCGCUAACGAUAGUCACAGGUCUGUCAGAAGAAUCGAGGUAAUGGCGCUUCAGCACGUGGAGGUUUGCAUGUUCAACAAUGGCAUUUUCAAGAAUACCGUGGCCUCCGAGUUGGACCAGGACAAUUGUCCCCUCGUGUCAGGAUCAACUCUCACUAAGACGUACUGUCUGCGUCCAACAGAAGGCUCUCCAAAACACUGGAUUGCUCUGGAGGAGAAUUAUACGAGAGCCGGUCCCAUUCUGGCAUCCACUGUGAUAUCCUCGGAGGUCAGUGAAAAGGACAGAAGCCCCUAUUACGCCAUCAACGUAUCCUAUUACGUGCAGGUGAAACUCCUCACGUCUCUUAUGUGCGAGAAAAUCUCAGUUAAAUUACCAUUCACACUGAUACACAAGAGUCCUGAGUCUGAUUUAAUGGGAUUUGCCACAGCUGUGGGGGAAAUUCCAGUGCAAACGCCGAUGCAGGAGAAAAAAGACGACAAAACACAACACAAAGUGGAGGAAAUUAAAAAACGUGAUUCAACGCACGACUUGGAACUCAUAAAAAACGUCGAUACCGAAGAGAGCUGAGGCCAGGGUGGCUCGCACUGUGAACAAGUGCAUGAGGAGAGAUGUAGAGAUCGAGUAAUAAGUCUCAAGAAUUCAGAUAACAUGGGCUGCCAAUCAGGUUUCAGCUUGCAAAGGGCUUGUUGCUGCUUUUGUAGAGCCUCGUAGUGCAUUUGAACUGAUGGAGGGAGACUCCUCUUUCCAUCAGUUCAAGGCUUUUAUUUCCAUAUCAGAGACUUAAAUUGAGAGAAACGAAAAUGUGGAUUUCCUCAUUUGCGUCAAUUGCAUUUAUUCGGGAAAAUUAAAUAUCUCAUUGUGACACUUUCUUUCGCCGAAAGCUUCUCCCAGUGCUGGUUAUUCUACGAUAAGUGAUUGUUCAAUUUCUGUACAAAUUUGACGAACGGUUGGGGAACGAGUGGGGCAAAAUGGGGAGUCAUGACUUUUCUUUAAAUCUCAAUAAUUCGUUCAGCUAAAAAAAUUGAAUCAACUGAGUUUUACUGAACUUUACCUCAAUUGAUCAACUUAUUUCUGAAUUACGAGCACUGAAAGCAAAGUAAAUAGUGCCUGUUUUGCCCCACCUUCCCCCAAUCAAAAUAAUGCAUCUAUGUGAAUAUAAUAUUGUAAAUAUCAAUUAAAGAAGAAUGAAAAAUGAA
Diachasma alloeum is the source of this 3031-nucleotide messenger RNA. Its product is annotated as phosrestin-2. Bases 993 to 2402 code for a protein of 469 amino acids. Gene Ontology annotation, cellular component: cytoplasm. Gene Ontology annotation, biological process: signal transduction; G protein-coupled receptor internalization. Lineage: Eukaryota; Metazoa; Arthropoda; Insecta; Hymenoptera; Braconidae. Gene Ontology annotation, molecular function: G protein-coupled receptor binding. The transcript has 10 exons. The record is from RefSeq and is a predicted model, not a curated record.